Trichobilharzia regenti is the source of this 3364-nucleotide messenger RNA. Lineage: Eukaryota; Metazoa; Platyhelminthes; Trematoda; Strigeidida; Schistosomatidae. The record is from the annotation of a GenBank genome assembly.
UCCAUUGAAUUUAGUACAAUUUUGCGCUGAAAUUAAUCGUAAUACACGUUAUAAUACAAUUUUAAUGUCACAUAUAACAAGGUGUAUAUUUAAUGUAUGCAAAUAUACAAGAUGUACUCUGGCUAAAUUAAUACAUUGUAAAGAGGAUGAAUUAAACUGGAAUUCUAAAGAAAUCAAUCAAACUAAAUCCAUGUGUGAAACAUGGGAUAAAGGCUUAGAGAUAAAAAAUGAUCUGGAAAAUUUACGUAAUCAGCUAAUGAAUUUUCCUAAAUUGAUACAAUGUCUACGAUAUCGAUUGGCGAGCCUAAUUUUGCAUAAAUUUCAAUCAAGUAUACAAAUUUACGUGCAUAAUAAUGAGAAGUACAUGAACACCAGUCAAGAAGAACAAGACAAAGAAGAAGAAAACGAUAGUAAAUUAAUUGAUGUCAAUAAAGAUGAAGAAACAGCACAGAAAAAUUAUCGAUUAGUUGUUCAUCCUGUCCUUCUCAGACAGCUUGAAGAUUCUGCCUCGCAAUCCUGCGAUAGUCAACAGCAAAUACAAUUACUACUUUGGCCUCAACCCAAUACAUUAAUCAACAUUUUCAGACUAAUUUUAGAACAGCUGAAACAAUCAUUACACUUAAACAAGGUUAUAUCAGAUGAACAGUUACCGCAAAUCUAUUUCAAUGAAGAUAAAGAUAUUGAAAAUAUAAAUGAAUAUAUUGAUAAUCAAAUUUAUGCUGAUAAACUUGUAGAAACAUUUUAUCGAAAUCCCCACUUAACGGAUAUUAACAUACAGAAACAUGAAAUUAUUAUCCCCUGGAAUAUUAUUAAUCCUGUACAACUGGAAGCAACAAAUUUAUAUAUUUGUGAUAUAGUUAGUCAAUAUCUUCCAACAUAUGAGAAAUUUGAAAAAGAUCUGUUACCUAAAUACCCUCCACAUGUAAGUCAGUCACUGAAAGUUGAUUGGCGUCGACCCGAGUUAGAUUUAAACAUUAGCGGUUACAAUUUCUUUCCUGCAAUUGAUAAUGCCAACCAGUUUGGGUUAUAUUCAUUAAUUGAACAACAAAGUGAGGCUAUGAAACUUUAUGAAUCUCUACUAAUGCCUUGGAGUCAGACAAUACAUGAAAAGACAAAUCAGAUAAUUCAAUCUAUGGAAUGGAUUAUAAGCGUUAAUCAGACAAUCGGCGAAUUAUCAACACUUUUAAACAAUGAAAGAGAAUGUUUUGAAUUAUAUAAAUACCGGGGCUUAUUUCAAACUUCUGUUGAUUGGAUUAAUAAAUUAGUGAAUUUCUCUAAAUGCAGAAGCCUAUUUAAUGAUACUAUCAAAAUGAAUACUAAUCGGUUUUUUAUUUUUAUUGAUUUCAAUCCAUUAUCAAACUUAUUAUAUAAUGAAAUAAUUCAAAAAUUAUACCAAUUAUUAAUGCCAUUUAUAACAAACAUACAUAAUUCAAUAGCAUCAAUGAAUAAUCACCUUGACAACUUAAUUCAGACAAAUACUAAUUUUCAACCUGACUACGAUGGAUUCAUGCAAGUUGUCAAGUAUCUGGAUUGCGUACGUAUUCAACACGAAGAUAUAUUUUUAAGACAUGAUGUCUUAUGUUGUCAAGUUGAGUUUUUACAAUAUUUUCUAAAAUGUCUAAUCAACUGUAAAGAAUUAAGUGAAAUCCAACAGAUUAACUGGUCACAAUAUGAACAAUUUAUUAUUAAAUGGAAACGAUUUACAAAUCAAAAUGAAUGGGCAAGAAAAAAAUUCACACGAUAUCAUCAGGACUUUUAUCAGUGGUAUAAUAAAAAAAUGAAGGAAUCUCUAGACGAAGUGAAGCGUUUGGUUUACUUACUCACAUCCGGUAAAUAUUCUGAUAUUACAAAUGAUUCAAUCAGUGUACUUAGGGAUAUGAAGGAGCCAUAUUAUCAACUAAUAAAGUUGGAAACGCUUAUUCAUCAACUUGUUGCUCAGCAUAGAAGUGUUCAAAAUUGUCAACAGUAUCAAGAAUCAUUUAAUAAAGAGUGUAACAAUCAUAAAAAGAUGAAUAAACCAGUUAUCACGACCACAAUAGAUAAAGCUAUGAAAUGUAAAAAGAAUAAGAAAAAUUUCAUCUGGGAAGAUAAUUCAGAUUUAAUAUCAAUGGAUAAUGAAAUGAAAAAAGCAAAUUGUAGAUAUGAUGCAUGGCAAUUAAAUAGACAAAUUGGUGAAUUUAAAGUAGAGUUAUAUAAGUUAACAUUGGAUAAAAUUUAUUUAAAAGGGAUCAAUGAAAAAUUUGACAAACUUUUAACAACAUGUAACAAUUUGUCCCAUGAUGAUGUAAUCAUUCAGUUCAAUUCUAAGUGGCUAAAACAUCUAAAGAAGAUUAUAAAAGCUUUAUAUUUUAUUACUGAUACUGAAUUGAUAGAUUCAUCACCAGACUACUGGAACAAAUGUUCAGGUUUAUUAGAGCUUCCAUUAACAGUGAAAUGGGAAAAUUGUACAAUUGAGUGUUUAAUGAAAGAAGGGGACAACAAUAGUAGUCUUUUGCAAAGAAAAAAUCAAUUAAAAGAAACCUGGAAAAUCUUUCAUUAUUUAAAAUCUGCACAAGAAUGCAAUACAAUGCUUGAAAACCAGUGGUCAUCGCUAUAUAUUCAUUUUAUUCAUUUAAUGAAUCCACAUAAAUGUUCGUCGAAAAAUGUUCAAUGUUCCAUGGAUAGUAGUUCUUUUGGAACAUUGAAUCAGAGCAUUUCAGGCAGAUGUUCCAUUAACACUUAUAAUGCAUCCUCUGAUAUACAGUUUCCAUGGAUAAUUUUAAAUAUCACUGAUUUAAUUGAACAACUGUACCAUAUAUCAGUUAAAUUACAAAGUUUAUUACAAUCUGGAUUGUUAUAUGUAACUAAAACAGUCAAAAUGAAGCCAAUUUCCACUUCCUUAUCAACAUCGGUAGUAAAUGAAUACAUGAAUGAAAAUGACUCUAUAGUAUCUGCACGUUAUUCGUUGAAACAACUGAAUCAAAGCAUAACUGUGUUAACAUGUUUCAAGUCAAUACAGGAUCAUUGGUUAUAUUUACAUCGAUUGCAUUCAUUAAAACAAACCUGUGAAGAAGUAAAUUCAAGUGGAUUUAUUAGUUUAACAGAUAAAUUUAUACAAAUGACUAAUGAUUUGUUAACAAACAAUGAAAUAGAAAUUAUCAGGGCUACUGAUUGUUCUGAACUUGAAGAUAUUGAAAAAUUGAAAUUGGCGAAAAUGAACUUGAAGUUAUUCAUUAGUUAUGUUCACAUCAAAUGGGAUUCAUGGUUUACGUUAAAAUCAAAUUUUGAAGAAAGUGUUGCGAAGUUUAAUAAAGCAGCUGAAGAAAUGUGUGAUACAUUUCCUCCAUUUUGUUUACUAACUAAUAUGGAAAGAAUGAACUUAUAG